UUUAAGUGUUGAGCGGUAGGUGGAGCCAACCAAUGAACGCCUCUCCCUUUGCCUGCUUCGAACACAAAUAUCGAAAUAUCUCCGAAAUUUAACAUUUUCUGCAUAGAGCAAUCUUAACGCUUUAGUUCAUUUUUAAAGUUCCGUAAACGAAAAAAAAAAAAAAAAAAAAAAUGUUUAAUGUUCUAUAGGAAUCGUCGAAGUGUCCCUCCUCUACCUUAAGUAGUCCAUGAUAAAGCACCCAUCAGAGGCCAUCAAGUCAUCAACAUCAUCCCAUCCCUUAGAACACGUUUAGAUUUCUGUUUUACAGUCGACUUGGAGUGGGCAAGUAUAGUUCGUACCUUCGGUGCUGUAUUACAGUUAUUUUGGAAAUAAAAGUAUAAAUGACGACACGAAAUAGGGUGGAGAAAUAUGAACUAAACAAUCAGAUUGUUAGCAUGCGGAAAGAUGUGAAGCGGGCUCGAUUAUGGCUCAUCAACAAUUUGAAUCACCGUGUCAAAAAGCUAAACAAAGCUAAAACAAACGAGCGUGAAGUCGAAAAAAAUCAGAGUAAGAUUCUAAAGCUACGAAGUGAAAUUCAACUCUUAAAACACAUUGAUAUUGAUGAAGUCUCUAAAUUUGCCCUUUGCAAUAAGCAAGAACCACUAAAGCAGUUAACCAAUGAAAAUGAAGUGGAUGCAGCCCAGAAAGUUAUGCUACAACUUGCUAACCAUAAAUUUGUUCAAGAACAAGUUCAAAAGUUUCGACAAAUCUAUGCUGUCCCUGUAGACAGGUUAAUUCUUUUGAUUAGAUCUCUUGGGCUGCAAUAUCAAAAGAAAAAAAUGAAAUCAAUGUUAGCUACAACAGUUGAACAAAAUCCACACAAGGAAUUGGAAAAUAAAAAAGUGUUGGGUCAGAAAAAGAAAGUGUCUGAGAGGCUAAAAAUUGUUCACUCACCCGAAGUUGAAAAAUCCUCUAUUGCUGAAUGUCAGUAUCACUAUUCAGCUGAAGAUGAUUCAAAGUUGAUGUCAAAUCCUGUGAUCCAGGUCAAAUCUGAAAAUGAUAUGGAUAACUCUUCAUCCUCGGCUGAAACAAGUGUACUAGCAGAGAGGACUGGACAUGGUCACUCUUCACAGCCUUCAGCAUCUAGUGGUCAGUGUCUAAUAGAUGCUCAUCACAGUUUAGACACAUUACAAAGUGGGAAAAUUUGUACCACUAAUCCAAGUGUGAAAAAACAAAUUAAUAGGAAGGAGAAUCUUCAUCAGAAAAUACCAUGGCCUAAACUUUCAGCUCCUCAAAUAAAUAAAACAACUGGAACUAUGAUCAUCAAGCAGCUGAACCUUGAUAAUGAAGCUGACAUAAUUUCCGUUGAGGAAUCACACAAAAUGCCAGAGAAAAGUUGUGACACAAGUGAGCCUCCCAGAGAUUCAUUUUUCGUUGGAGGGGUUGAUUUACCCCUUGAAGAAAAUGACGAAAUGAAAAAUGGAUCGAUUCAUUUAAAUUCAUCAAGAGUUCAUGUGAGAAAGAAUUUGGGUAAGAAAGCAAUGGAAAGUAAAACGUCCUGUAAAGUGUCCAGGAAUACGCGUGAAUUAAUUAAUGGACCAAUUCAAGAAAAACAAACCAACAUUAUACCAUCAGUUUCAACAACUGAAGUCCUUCACCCAUCCUGGCAGGCCAAAAGGAAGGAGAAAGAGCUUCAAAUUAACAUUGGUGAAUGCAAAGGGAAGAAGAUAAGAUUUGACAAUGAUUAAUAAUAUGCUUAAAUGAGGAAUUUAAUACAGUGGUCUUCCGAUGAA
Molecule: messenger RNA, 1772 nt
Organism: Daphnia pulicaria
Lineage: Eukaryota; Metazoa; Arthropoda; Branchiopoda; Diplostraca; Daphniidae
Gene: Rlb1
Product: serum response factor-binding protein 1-like
Exons: 4
Coding region: 381-1727 (448 amino acids)
Biological process (GO): maturation of SSU-rRNA
Cellular component (GO): 90S preribosome; nucleus
Source: RefSeq, a predicted model, not a curated record